Molecule: messenger RNA, 364 nt
Organism: Aphanomyces invadans
Lineage: Eukaryota; Oomycota; Saprolegniomycetes; Saprolegniales; Verrucalvaceae
Exons: 2
Coding region: 1-357 (118 amino acids)
Source: RefSeq, a predicted model, not a curated record
AUGCUUGCAUGCAGCAAUGGCGACUCCGUCUGGCACUAUCUGACGAGUCUUCUCUCUCCCUGUCCAACUCCAGAGCAGGUCAAAGCACAGGAAUUCAUAGACUCCCGCUUGCGGCAGUACAGUGUCGUGCUCUUUGUCGAGAACUCCACCGAGGAGUUUGGGUGUGUCGUGGCCGACGUUGUUCGCCGGUCGCGGCGCGUUAGCCGCUGCAUCGUCAACUUGGAUCAAAUCGAGCAUUCGGAGAUAUUGCGGGAGAUUCAGGUCGUGCUCGAGGAAAAGUCGGGGUCCUGGUCCCUGCCUGUGCUGUUUCUGAAUGGGCAAUGCGUGCCGCAGAUCGGCGCCAUCCGCGACGCGUGACACCGCU